This is a messenger RNA of Fusarium mangiferae, 1014 nucleotides long. RefSeq lists its product as uncharacterized. Gene Ontology annotation, biological process: protein phosphorylation. Gene Ontology annotation, molecular function: ATP binding; protein kinase activity. The record is from RefSeq and is a predicted model, not a curated record. Lineage: Eukaryota; Fungi; Ascomycota; Sordariomycetes; Hypocreales; Nectriaceae. The transcript has a single exon. Bases 1 to 1014 code for a protein of 337 amino acids.
AUGGACAUGAUUUCAGAUGCGACAGUGCCGCCGCCAUGGAGCGUGCUCGAAUUCACCUUUAGUACCAAGGAUACCGACACCGAGUUUAUAAUAAUGUGCAACUACCGCCAGUUCAUGGUUCACGCCUCUGCAGACAGCUUCUCCCAGGCCCCGACCUUGAAAAAUAAAUAUUUGUUCUUUUUGAAAGUUGCUGAUAACUAUGAGCUUGAUGGGUACACGCUGGAAGACUUUUAUGACUGGAUUGUCGUGCCGCUUCUGCCUGAAUUCAGACAAGUUCCAGAGAUCACGACACCCUUGACAUUGCAACACUUCCUCUUCCCUGAAACACACAGAUAUGAUAUCCGAGGAAAUGGAGAUAAGCUUGUCGCUGUUCCGUCCAACGAUAGCAGCGAGGUGACCCCCAUAUUCGGUAUUCAACUGCCAGAAGAGACUUGCGCGCCUUGGGCUUGGUAUGAUCCGAAGGACAUUCAAUUGCCCAUGAAGAGAAAUACCCACGGGCCGCCAUCAUGCAGGCCUUCUAAAGUUCUUUUGAAAGGUGGGAAGAGCGCUUUUUUCAAGCCUAUGAGGCACGGAGACGAGAAGUCAUUCAUCAAUGAGCUUGACAGAUACAAGAGCAUACACAACGCCCAGCUGGACGAGUCGCUUCGAGUCUCGCGUCUCAUUGGCCUAGCGCGAGAUGACACCGGGCGAGCCUUCGGCUUGCUCUUGACCUAUAUCGACUGCGGCCACAGAACCUUGCGCUGUGCAGCAAAUCCGGACAUAUCGAGGGAGACGAGGCAAACAUGGGCUCAGCAGGUCAAUGAUACGCUCCAGCAACUUCAUGCUGCUGGUAUUAUCUGGGGUGAUGCAAAGCCCGAUAAUGUACUUGUUGACCAAAAGAAUGACGCGUGGCUGAUUGACUUUGGUGGAGGGUUUACAAAUGGUUGGGUGUCUAAGGAGCUGUCGGGAACUGUGGAGGGGGACUUACAGGGUUUGAAGAAGAUAAAUGACUUCUUACUUGGCCGAAGUCUGUAA